Messenger RNA from Telopea speciosissima, 1035 nucleotides. RefSeq names its product protein HYPER-SENSITIVITY-RELATED 4-like. The transcript has a single exon. The record is from RefSeq and is a predicted model, not a curated record. The coding region runs from base 1 to 1035 and encodes 344 amino acids. Gene Ontology annotation, molecular function: ATP hydrolysis activity; ATP binding. NCBI's taxonomy places the organism in Eukaryota, Viridiplantae, Streptophyta, Magnoliopsida, Proteales, Proteaceae.
AUGUCUUCCACUAAUAACAUGCCCUCUGCCAAAACAGUAUUAUCCACGGCAGCCUCUGUGGCUGCUUCGGCCAAGCUCGUCCGGACUAUAUUUCAGGACUUCUUACCUCAUGAGGUCCAUGAUUUUUUCUACUAUGGUUUUAGGAGACUCAUCAACCAUUUCUCUUCCCAAAUGACUAUUAUCAUCGAGGAAUUUGAUGAGCUCACAAACAAUAAAGUCUACGAAGCUGCAGAGAUCUACUUGGGAAACAGGAUUUCCCCCAACACCCAGACACUAAGAAUUAGCAAAUCUGACAAGGAGAAGAACCUCAAGGUCGCCAUGGGAAGAAACCAAGAGAUAAUUGAUACCUUCCAUGGUAUUCAAUUCAAAUGGAGAUUCGUUUAUACCCAAAUCGAAUCCAAGGGUUAUAACCACAACCCACGGGACCUCAAUUCCACCUUCCCAUCCGGAAUCCGGUCAUUCGAGCUCUGUUUUCGUAAGAAAUACAAAGAAAAAGUGUUGCAGUCUUACUUGACUUACAUAUUAGAGCAAUCCAAGUCCAUGAAAGAAGAGAAUAAGAAAGUGAAGCUCUUCACUGUGAACAUGAGAGGUUUGUAUAGGUGCAACUUGGGAGAUGAAUGGAGUUCCAUAAACUUGGAUCACCCUGCAACUUUUGAUACAUUGGCAAUGGAUUUGAAGCUCAAGCGAAUGUUAAUGGAAGAUCUGGAGAGGUUUGUUCAGAGAAAAGAUUUCUACAGGAUAGUUGGAAAGGCUUGGAAACGUGGGUACCUUUUGUAUGGUCCUCCUGGUACGGGCAAGUCAAGCGUGAUUGCUGCCAUGGCCAAUUACCUCAACUUCGAUAUCUAUGACUUGGAGCUCAGUGAUCUUCGCAACAACUCGGAUCUAAGGAAAUUGUUGAUAGCAACUGCAAACCGAUCCAUACUAGUUGUGGAAGAUAUUGAUUGCACGGUGGACUUUCAAGAUCGGCUAGCUGAGGCUAGAGCUACACAACCUUUAAAUUUUGAUCAGGGCUAUAAGAGUUUGUCUUUAGAGUGA